AUGGCCUCCUCAAAGAUAAUUGAAGCAAGCCUUAAAUUGAACGACGGUAAUAAAAUCCCAGUUGUUGGUCUUGGAACUUGGCAAGCAUCUGAGAAGGGGCAAGCUUAUCUGUCAGUAUCAUGUGCUUUGAAAGCAGGUUACAGGCACAUUGAUACAGCUUCUGGCUAUGAAAAUGAAGCUGAGGUCGGAAUGGCCAUUCGUGACUCCAAAAUACCCAGAGAAGAGAUCUUUUUAACUACUAAAUUAUGGUGUCAAGACCAUAAGAGGGCGAGUAAAGCUUUAGAUGAAUCACUUGAAAAAUUGGGUCUCGAUUACGUUGACCUUUAUUUAAUGCAUUGGCCCGUGCCAUUGAAUCCAUCCAAUGAAAGUAAGUUUUCGAUAUUGCCCAACGGUAAGAAAGAUAUUCCUCAAGAUUGGACCUUCUUGGACACUUAUAAAUCUAUGCAAAAAUUAGUAGGUACGGGUAAGGUCAAAUCAAUUGGAGUGUCAAAUUUCUCUAUAAAGAGACUUGAAGAGCUUUUAUCCGAUGAUGAGUUAACCAUUACUCCAGCAGUUAACCAAGUAGAGGUUCAUCCACUUCUACCUCAGGAUAAACUAAUUGAAUAUUGUCACGAGAAGGGAAUUAUUGUCGAAGCAUACUCUCCUUUAGGAUCUCAUGAUUCUCCUCUUUUCAAGAAUAAAACUAUCGUAGAGGUUGCAGAACGGAACAAUGUGACAACUGCACAAGUUUUGAUAGCAUGGGGUGUUCAUAGAGGUACUGUUGUCUUGCCAAAAUCUGUCACACCCUCUAGAAUCAAGUCCAACAUAUUGCAAAUAAGUUUACCUGAGGCUGAAUAUAAAGUUCUUGAUAAAAUGCCAACUGUUUAUGGUAUUAAGAGAACCUGCAACCUUACAUUUAACGAUAUUGUCGUUUUUAACGAUGAUGAUUAG
Priceomyces carsonii is the source of this 930-nucleotide messenger RNA. RefSeq lists its product as uncharacterized. The coding region runs from base 1 to 930 and encodes 309 amino acids. NCBI's taxonomy places the organism in Eukaryota, Fungi, Ascomycota, Pichiomycetes, Serinales, Debaryomycetaceae. The transcript has a single exon. Gene Ontology annotation, cellular component: cytosol. The record is from RefSeq and is a predicted model, not a curated record. Gene Ontology annotation, molecular function: aldose reductase (NADPH) activity.